AGUACUGCAGCUUUAUCUCUUGAGCACUUAACCCCAUUGGUAGAGAACACAGAAGCAGGGGAGACCCUUCACUGCAAUCUGACUCUCUUGCUCUCUUUCUCUCUCUAAAUCUUUUCUUCUUUUAUAGAAGACAACACCCAAAUCUCUUCACUGUUAUGCAAUAUUUGCAGACCCCAUUAUCAUACACAACCCCCUAUCACCCUACUAUUCUUAUCGUCAUCCUCAUCAUCACCACCCAACUCCUACGCUAACAAAGGUAAGGGAGUUAUGGAAAAUGGCGGGAACUCGUUUAACGGUAAUAGAGGGCAGAAUGGUAAUAGUGGCAGCCACCUUGCAUGGGAUGUUCGAGACCUUGGGGCCUCCAGGUUUGACUGGAACUGCACCGGCAAUUCUUUCAACGACGACGCCGCCACCGCCACUGCCACCGACGCUCCCACCCAGCCGGAGGCCGGCGUGGGUCACGCCCUGAUGUUCCCUCACCAGGCCACUGCUGAUGUGCACCACAACCAGUACUAUCACCAACACAACCACCACCACCACCACCAGCAGUCGCUCUAUGGCGGCGAUGGGUCUCAUCUCCACCCAGACCCACACUUGAUGUGCUUGAAGCUCGGGAAGAGGCACUAUUUCGAGGACUCCACGCCUGGGAUCUCCACAGACAAGAGGGGUCGACCCUAUUAUAGUGGAGGAUCGUCGCAGUCGUCGGCGACGGCUGUUUCGGUGGUGGGGUCCCCGGCGACGGUGCCGAGAUGCCAGGUGGAGGGUUGCCACGUGGCGCUGGUCAAUGCCAAGGACUACCACCGGAGGCAUAAGGUGUGUGAGAUGCAUUCAAAGGCACCUAAAGUGGUAGUUCUUGGUUUAGAGCAGCGGUUUUGUCAACAGUGUAGUAGGUUUCAUGCAGUGUCAGAGUUCGACGACUCAAAGAGGAGCUGCAGGAGGAGAUUAGCAGGGCACAAUGAGCGAAGAAGAAAGAGCUCUCAUGAUUCUGUUGCCAGGAACCCUUCUCAAGCAGCUAAUAAAUUGAUGACUGGGAGAUUCGCAUACUUAUCAUCGCCGACAGGACGUGCUCUCUCUCUUCUGUCAUCGAAGUCGGAUUCUUGGGUUUCCUCAGCAGAACUCUCCUUAAGAUCCAGUGCAGCACUCCGUGAGCUGAUCGCCGAAAAUCGUGCAGCCAUCCUAGCUAGACAGCUUAUCCUAGACCGGGACUGGCAUUGGCAUCACCAUGGGAUGGAGGAUUCAGGUGGGGAGCAACCAGGAUCCGAUUCCCUCAUGCCCCACCAGCACCAAAUGUUCCCUGGGUCACGCAGCUGGGAGCGGUUCCAUGAAGCCAAUGGACACGUAACACUCGACCUCAUGCAGGCUCCUAGCUCAGCAUUUGGGUUAUUGUCUGUGAGGGAGAAGUCCAAGGAAGAAGAAGAAGAAUGUUCAGAGUUGUGGAACUCCCUGGAAGGAACUCAUGUUGUUUGAUUGUAUCAUUGUAGGAAUUGAUUUAGUGUUGGCACUGAAUAAUUAAUUUUGUUCACCAACAGAUCUUUGAUGACUCCCUCUUCCCCACUAGGUCUAGUCCAUCUUCGGCACCAUAAAAUAUUGCCUACUUUCUCAUUCCAUCAUUUUAAGAUGGUGUACUAAUGAAUAAUUUGAGCUACCAAAUACAUUCAUAUGAAGAUCAUAUCACCAUUCCAUAC
Molecule: messenger RNA, 1685 nt
Organism: Vitis vinifera (wine grape)
Lineage: Eukaryota; Viridiplantae; Streptophyta; Magnoliopsida; Vitales; Vitaceae
Product: squamosa promoter-binding-like protein 7
Exons: 3
Coding region: 268-1467 (399 amino acids)
Cellular component (GO): nucleus
Molecular function (GO): DNA binding
Source: RefSeq, a predicted model, not a curated record